This is a messenger RNA of Colletotrichum karsti, 1524 nucleotides long. RefSeq names its product C6 zinc finger domain protein. The record is from RefSeq and is a predicted model, not a curated record. The transcript has 3 exons. Gene Ontology annotation, biological process: regulation of DNA-templated transcription. Bases 1 to 1524 code for a protein of 507 amino acids. Gene Ontology annotation, molecular function: zinc ion binding; DNA-binding transcription factor activity, RNA polymerase II-specific. NCBI's taxonomy places the organism in Eukaryota, Fungi, Ascomycota, Sordariomycetes, Glomerellales, Glomerellaceae.
AUGCCUCGAAGCGGUACUCAGAAGGUGAAGACCGGUUGCAUCACGUGCAAAGUCCGUAGAAUCAAGUGCGACGAGCGCCGACCAGCCUGCGCGAGAUGUGUAACCACGGGGCGCAAGUGUGAUGGCUAUGCAGCUCCAGCAAAAGCAUCAUAUUCGUGGGAGGAGCUCCUUCGGGAGAGGUCCCCGACCGAUGACGAACUCGCACCGUUGAACAAUAUCAGCUUGGUCGAAAGGCGCUCAAUGUCCUUUUUCCAACGAGUCGCCGCCCCCGGACUCGCCGGUCCCCUGAACAAAUACUUUUGGGCUACCGUCGUCCCACAGGUCGCCAACCAAGAACCCGUAGCACGACAUGCGGUAUUGGCGGUCAGUUCUCUCUACGAGGACUUCGUCAAGCGGUAUCAAAAAGGGGAUACUAAGGAACUAGAGAAAGAAAGAAACGCGUUUGCAGUGAAACACUAUAACGAGGCCAUCAGACUAUUGCGGACGACCGCAGACAGGGCCCUCGUUCUAUUCGUCUGCGUCCUGUUUAUCUGCGUCGAGUUGUUGCGGAAGAACCCGAAAGACGCCGUUGAGCACUGUCGACAUGGUAUCAACAUCCUAAACGAGGUGAAAAAUGCGUCGGAGUUUCUCAGAAGCCACAUCCAGCCAGCACUACGACAUCUCAGCAUCGUUCCCUACCUCUACGGCGCAGACCCCUCGUCGUUCCCGGCGCUCGGCAAGUCGUUAUACACCGGAAAAUAUCACGUCAAGACCUUGUCCGAAUGCCAUGCACAACUCACAAUCGUUCUGAUUCGCGUCGUGCGCUUCACAAGAGACGUGAAAGAAGGCCGAUUAGAGCCCGGAUACGAAGGACCGGAGCCGACACCCGACUGGAGCCGGCAAGACAUCAUCGACGACUUGGAAUCCUGGAUGGAGGGCUUUCGCCACUUCAAGGCGUACUUGUAUGUCCCAGUAAAUGCCGACGAGCGGAACACUUUGAGGUUGUUGGAGAUGCGGUGGUUGGUCUCAAGGAUCAUGAUCGAAACGUGCGAGCCCGAAAACGAGUUUGUGUACGACAAGCAUACCGACAAGUUUCGGGCGAUAGUCAACCUGGCCAUCCCAGCGGCUGCCGAGAUUACGAAGGCUUCGAUGAAGACCAAGGCGACGAACAUCGCGGGGAAGUCGGCGUUGGAGCUGGGAUUCACGUCGCUUCUAGCCUACGUCGUCAUGAAAUGCCGGGUUUUCGAUCUGAGGCUGGCAGCUUGGAAGUUGAUGCAUCGGCUAUUCUGCCCCGGCGACAAUAUCUGGUCCGAGGACGUGACGCUGAUCUUGGGGAAGAGGAUCAUUGAGAUAGAGCACGAACUCACCUUGAACGCAGAGACGAUUGGGAUUCAAGAAGAAUUUCAGCUGGAGACGGACUAUAUAGUACAAGUCACGACCAAGGACUCAGUUGGCGGCGGAACAGACAUCGUGGUCGUGGAAAGGACAUUGUCAAUAGGAUACCCCGGAAGACGUAUGGCGUGUAGCUAUUAUGGUAACAUGUAA